Zychaea mexicana is the source of this 680-nucleotide messenger RNA. RefSeq lists its product as uncharacterized. The transcript has 2 exons. NCBI's taxonomy places the organism in Eukaryota, Fungi, Mucoromycota, Mucoromycetes, Mucorales, Lichtheimiaceae. The record is from RefSeq and is a predicted model, not a curated record. Bases 267 to 503 code for a protein of 78 amino acids.
UGGGUGGGGGCACAAGGGUCGCUUUUAUCUCUUCCUCCACUAUAUGACUUGCAUACUGAAUUUGGCACCGCCAGCAAACCCGGCCUACACCUCCUCUUUCACUCUCCCACUCCCACUACUUGGGAAUAUAUAAACAAGGUACCGUUAUUCUUUUCGAACACGCGUCAAUGGUGUGUGUCGCUCUAGCGUCGUCGGCAUGUCGACACGAAAAGGAACUAGGCCUCCGCCCUGUUGUGCAACUGUGCUUUCGCUUUUAACGAAAAAGAAUGAGGCUGGCCGUCGCUUUUGUGGUACAAAAUGGCUGGUGGACGACGCUCUCGCUCUUGCUGUUCGGACCUAAAACUCAAAAGGUUCACUUUAAAAUUACACAACCCGCGUUUCCUUGUUAUUUUUGCAGCAUUAAAAGAAGUCCGUCAAUCAUCAAACCCUUACGCUUAGUGGCGUGUUCCCUUCCAGCUCUUCUAUGCAUAUAUGACUUGUGCGUAAAAUCAUCGAUUGCAUGAUGCUUUUUUCAAGUCUCUUUAACUACUGCUACACAUGUCUAGCAAUAUAUUUAGAGGUUUGAUCAUUUCUUUCAUACCUUUUAUAUAUGCGUACAUCUUAUUGAGCUAGAAAGAUAUACUGUAUGGCUAAAAGAUCUUUGUCGUAUAUGGUGCGAUUUUGAACAUUGUAUACUGCAU